UUUCCCCGCCUCCCGCGCGCUCCCCGCGGGCCCUGGGAAGCCGGUGGCACCCUGGGGGUGACCAAAACUCUGCACCCGGGGACCGAGAUCGGCGGUGUUGCCGGCGCGGGGCAGGCGGGACGCAGCUGCGGGCGGCGAUGAAGCCUACUUGGCUGCAGUGUAGGAAAGUCACGGGCGCCGGGGCGCUCGGGGGACCCCUGCCCGGGGCGGCGGCAGCGCGGGGAGCGGCGGGCGCGGCCCGCAGGGCGUACGCGGCCCCCGGCCCGCGGGGCGCCCUUGGCGGCCGGGGCUGCCGCGCGCUGUCCACGGGCGGCGGCGGCGAGUACAAGACCCACUUCGCGGCCGCCGUGGCCGACCCCGAGAGGUUCUGGGGCAAAGCCGCGGAGCAAAUCAGUUGGUACAAGCCUUGGACCAAAACCCUGGAGAACACACAAGCACCCGCCACCAGCUGGUUUGUUGAAGGAAUGCUUAAUAUUUGCUACAAUGCCAUUGACCGUCACAUUGAAAAUGGUAAAGGAGAUAAGAUUGCUAUCAUCUAUGACAGUCCAGUUACAAAUACUAAAGCAACUAUUACCUACAAAGAAGUUCUGGAACAGGUGUCUAAACUUGCUGGUGUUUUGGUCAAGCAUGGCGUCAAGAAAGGCGACACUGUGGUUAUAUACAUGCCCAUGAUCCCACAGGCAAUGUACACCAUGCUGGCAUGUGCAAGGAUAGGAGCUAUCCACAGUCUCAUAUUUGGGGGAUUUGCAUCUAAAGAACUAAGUACUCGCAUUGACCAUGCAAAGCCCAAGGUGGUUGUUACAGCGUCAUUUGGCAUUGAACCUGGAAGGAAGGUAGAAUACAUGCCCCUUCUAGAAGAAGCGCUGCGAAUUGGACAACAUCAACCUGACAAAGUUCUUAUUUAUAAUCGACCAAAUAUGGAAACUGUUUCUCUGGCGCCAGGUCGGGACCUUGACUGGGAUGAGGAGAUGGCAAAAGCACAGUCUCAUGAUUGUGUUCCUGUUCUUUCAGAGCAUCCACUGUAUAUACUUUACACAUCUGGAACAACAGGGCUACCAAAGGGUGUGGUUAGACCCACUGGAGGAUAUGCUGUAAUGUUAAACUGGACAAUGUCAUCUGUAUAUGGACUUAAGCCUGGAGAGGUUUGGUGGGCAGCUUCUGACUUAGGCUGGGUUGUUGGGCAUUCCUAUAUCUGUUAUGGACCUCUUAUACAUGGGAACACAACCGUUUUAUAUGAGGGGAAGCCUGUGGGGACACCUGACGCUGGCGCUUAUUUCCGUGUGCUGGCAGAGCAUGGAGUAGCUGCCUUGUUUACAGCGCCAACUGCAAUUAGAGCAAUCCGUCAACAGGACCCGGGGGCCGCCUUGGGGAAGCAGUACUCUCUGACAAGGUUCAAAACAUUAUUUGUGGCCGGAGAACGAUGUGAUGUUGAGACCCUGGAGUGGUCAAAAAAGGUCUUCAGAGUCCCAGUGCUGGACCACUGGUGGCAAACUGAGACAGGAUCCCCAAUUACAGCAUCGUGCAUUGGAUUAGGUAAUUCCAAAACACCUCCUCCAGGGCAAGCAGGAAAAAGUGUUCCAGGUUACAAUGUUAUGAUUUUGGAUGACAACAUGCAAAAGCUGAAGGCUCGGUGUUUAGGAAAUAUUGUGGUAAAGUUACCAUUACCACCUGGGGCUUUUUCAGGACUCUGGAAGAAUCAGGAAGCAUUCAAGCAUUUAUACUUUGAAAAAUUUCCUGGAUAUUAUGACACAAUGGAUGCUGGUUACAUGGAUGAAGAAGGUUAUUUGUAUGUUAUGUCUCGAGUUGACGAUGUGAUAAAUGUAGCUGGUCAUAGGAUUUCUGCUGGAGCCAUUGAAGAGUCAGUCCUUUCCCAUGGCACUGUGGUUGACUGCGCUGUUGUUGGCAAGGAAGACCCUUUGAAAGGCCACGUCCCCUUGGCACUGUGUGUGUUGAGAAAAGAUAUAAACACAACAGAGAAACAAAUUCUGGAAGAAAUUGUAAAACAUGUCAGACAGAGCAUUGGGCCCGUGGCUGCUUUUCGAAAUGCAGUGUUUGUGAAGCAGUUACCCAAAACCAGAUCUGGCAAAAUCCCCCGGUCAGCACUAUCUGCCCUGGUAAAUGGAAAACCCUACAAGAUAACUCCUACUAUUGAAGAUCCCAGUAUUUUUGGGCACAUAGAAGAAGUGCUGAAGCAGGCAUCAUGAGAUUGUCCUUUACUUAUUUUUUUUUUUAAAUUUUAUUUUCUAACUGGAUCAAGUUUUUAAACAAUUAUUUCUAGAAAAUGUUUUAAAAAGAAAUUUUAUUUGCGAAGUGACAUGAAUUGCAAAGCUUAGUCUCAAAAUGGUACUGAGAAACACCAGUGAAGGUCCUGUGUCAUCUGUUUGAUUAUAUCCAAUGGCCUGUCACAUGCCUCUUUUGAGAUUGUCCAAUACUUAAAGAAAAAUAUACAUAACGUUGAUUGUGGAAAUGUUUAUUCUCUGGGAACAGAAAAUAUGGGGCACAUGCCUCGCACAUUACCCUGGGUCACACUGAUCUGUGAGCAGGUGGCACUGGUGGCCCAUGAGCCCAGCUAGUCAGAGCUCUGCUCAAAGUGACCUGGCCCUCAAGCACUGCCAGAAAUCACCCCUAAAAAUAAAUUUAAAAAAAUUAAAAUGGGUCCUUCUGAAAUUAGUCUUAAAUGAAUUUCUGUCUUAAGUGAAUGCGAAACAAAUCUGGUGCCAAUUUCUGAAAUUAAGAAUCAUCUGUUUUGAUCCGAAACUUAAAACUCAAGUGGAAGUCAGUAAAAUAAAUUAUAAUCUUUCCAAGAAAAGUAAUUUUUAAAAAUCUUCUGGAGAUAACUGCAUAUGUGGAUAUUUUCAACAAAUGAAAUGGGAAGUAAUCAAUAGGUAAUUAUCUGGACUGAUGAUUUUCUAGGUAGAAGAAAUAUCUAGUGAUACAUUUUUGAGUGAAGACUGGAUAUCAAGUUAUACAACAAUACCUUCAUAUUUGUUAUAUAGUCAAGAAAUCACCUACCUGGUAGGUAGCCCAUAUGUCACUAAAUCUAACCUCCUUCUUAUAGAAAUAAAGAAUCUUUGAAACUCCUCCUCUUGUUUUAGGUUCUUAAUUGACUGUAUGUUUUUCUAAAUAAUUUCUAGCUUUCUAUGGAACAAUAAAAUCAUGUUGAUAUGGGACAGACUAGAGAGGUAGUUCUGAAAGAAGGAAUGGCAACUGAUGCUUUGCAUUAUUCUGAGGACUGACAGUUUUCAGGAGAAACAAAAUUUUUAAAUAUUUCAGAUUUACAUGAAACCUCAAAUGUUUAAAGUAAUAAUACACUGAAAAAGGUGAUAUGUAAAAGCAUGUUUCAUUUUUAUAAUACUAAGAUCUUGUUUUUUCUUCAGUUCUGUGUAUGAAAUCCAGGAAAGGC
Sorex fumeus (smoky shrew) is the source of this 3403-nucleotide messenger RNA. It is a transcript of the gene ACSS3, whose product is annotated as acyl-CoA synthetase short chain family member 3. NCBI's taxonomy places the organism in Eukaryota, Metazoa, Chordata, Mammalia, Eulipotyphla, Soricidae. The transcript has 16 exons. The record is from RefSeq and is a predicted model, not a curated record. Bases 138 to 2204 code for a protein of 688 amino acids.